AUGUAUAGGGCGGCGGGAAGGGUUGCAUCGAACAGGGACAUGGGGACUGUGUUACUCGACACGCACGACUUCCCUCCUGAAUGCCUAACGUCGCGGACGUCCCAGAAAAGACUCCGCUUUGUCUGGCUUACAUCUGAUGAUAUCUUAUCCGAUGAUGUUGAGCAGAGCGGUACGGUACGCAAAGAACAUCAACAGAACGACGUGCGGGUUGUGGAGAUACCACCAUCGAACCUCAAGUGUCAAAAUGUAGUGUCGUAA
Messenger RNA from Necator americanus (New World hookworm), 258 nucleotides. RefSeq lists its product as uncharacterized. The record is from RefSeq and is a predicted model, not a curated record. Lineage: Eukaryota; Metazoa; Nematoda; Chromadorea; Rhabditida; Ancylostomatidae. The coding region runs from base 1 to 258 and encodes 85 amino acids. The transcript has a single exon.